Molecule: messenger RNA, 945 nt
Organism: Rhopalosiphum maidis (corn leaf aphid)
Lineage: Eukaryota; Metazoa; Arthropoda; Insecta; Hemiptera; Aphididae
Exons: 2
Coding region: 1-945 (314 amino acids)
Molecular function (GO): protein dimerization activity
Source: RefSeq, a predicted model, not a curated record
AUGAGUGAAAAAAUUAAGGGUGUACAAGCACGUAUUUUGGAAAAAAAUCAUCUUGCUCUUUAUUCGCCAUGCAGCGCUCAUUCCCUUAAUCUCGUUGGUGUAAAUGCAGUAAAAAUUAAUUCUAGAGUGAAAACGUUUUUUGGAUGUGUACAAACUUUAUAUGUAACUUUUAGUAGCAAUCCAGCAAAAUGGAGUAUUUUAAACGAAGAGGUCAAUAUAUCACUAGAAUCUCAAUAUGAGACACGAUGGAGCUCACGUGUUUCAGCCAUACGUCCUAUUGUUCAUCAUCUUCCUGAUAAAGAAAAAAGAACUAAGAAAAGAAAAGUUUUUCAUGACGAAGUUUCUUCAGAAACGGAUAUUCAACCUAGUACAGAAAGUAUAGCACAUGAUUAUUUUAGAAGAGAUGUCAUUUUUGCUAGUAUAGAUUUUAUUAUUACUGAUUUAACGCAUCGUUUUGAAGCUCAUAAAAAAAUGUGUGAUCUAUUUUCUCCUAUUUUAUGCUACAUGAAGUUAUCUUCUACAGAACUUGAAAUAAAGUUGAAAGAAAUCAUAAAAAUAUAUUCUGAUGAUUUAUCGCCAAAUAUUUUGAAUGAAUUACUACAUUUAAGGAAAAUUCAUAAAUCUGUUUUUCUAACAGAAAUUGAAAUACCUCCAUUGAAGUUAUUAAACGAAAUAUAUACUAAAAAAUUAGAGAAAAUUUUUAUAAACACUUGUAUUGCUUUAAGAAUUUUUUGUACGCUACCAGUAACAGUCUCUGAAGCAGAGAGAGCAUUUAGUAAGUUGGGAAAUCAGCUUAAAACAUGGCAGAGAGCUUCAAUCGGUCAAGAACGUCUCAAUGCUCUUGGUAUUUUAUCUAUUGAACACAAGUUGGCAUCAAGUAUUAAUUUUGAUGACAUUAUACACAACUUUGCUCAAAAAAAAGCAAGAAAAGAAAAAUUUAGUUAG